GUCAAUUCGGGAUGCGGGGGUCCUCAGGCACUCAAGGGCCCGUCGGGGGAGUUCACCAGCAUGAAUCACCCCAGUAGCUACGACAACGGCAUGAGCUGCAGCUGGCGCAUCACUGUGGACCCAGGCAUGGUGAUCCAUUUGUGGUUUGAAGACUUCUCCCUGGAGGCAACAGACCUGUGCACAGCAGACUACUUUACAAUACAGGACAACCUGGGAGUCAUCGGGAGGUUGUGUGGGCGCUCCAAACCCGGGCCGAUAGUGUCAUUGGGAAACGCUAUGUUGUUGUUCUUUGACACCAAUGACAGAAAUACAGACACGGGAUUCAAAGCAAAGUACCAAGCUGUGACACCAGAGAGUACUUUAGAAAUAGCCGGUGCUGGUGGCGCUCUCCAAGGUGACCGCGGGGAUCUACUGACCCCUGGGUUCCCAGCACAGAACUAUGAGAACGGGGCUCUCUACCAGUGGAGGAUCAGUGUACCAGAGGGAGAGAAGAUCAGACUGACGUUCUCUUCCUUCGACCUGGUCCCUGAGGCCUGUAGAGACUACGUAGAUGUCUACGAUGGUCAUAAAACCGGCUCCGCCACGUUGGGCCGAUUCUGUGGUAGUAAGAAUCCAGGCCGCGUGGAUUCCAGUGGCAACACGAUGGUGGUGCGUUUCAAAACCGAUGCCACUCUCAUCUCCAAGGGUUUCAGUGCCACGUUCACCAAGACCGGCCUCAUCCCGACCACGGUCAAACCUACCACCAUGAUGCCCACAACACCAGCUAUAACCGACUCCGGCUGCGGUGAUGUCGGAACGCUGUUGGGCCGUAAAGGGGAGAUCCAUUCUAUGGGAUUCCCAGAUGCGUAUCCCGGGAAUCUUCACUGCUCCUGGAACAUCACAGCUCCGGAAGGCUUCCUGGUCAAACUGCACGUCACAGACAUGUCCGUCACGGGAGAGGCGGGCCAGUGUGGCGAAGACAAGCUUGUAGUUUCUGACAGCCUCCAGGCGCUUGGCACACACUGUGGCUACGUCCUUCCCCCUGUGGUGGUCAGUGCCAAUAACAAGAUGUCCCUGAGCUUCCUGUCCGACUCACGUCUCUCUGACCGAGGCUUCUCCGCCAAGUGGGAGGCCGUGUAUCCUGAGGACAUUGCCGCGAUCCAGGGAUGCGGAGGGGCCUCCCAUGAGAUAAAAGGGGUUAUUAAGUCUCAGAACUGGCCUAUGAACUACAAGGCGGCCAGCGAGUGCAUGUGGAGUGUGGAGGUCCCCAAAGGGAAGACCAUAACCCUGACGUUCACCCACUUCGACGUGGAAGCCAAGGACAUUUUCACUUCCAAAUGCUUGGAUAACAUGGUGGCAUACGACAUCGAUAAUGACGGAGCUGAGAGUACAAAACACGGUCCAUGGUGUGGUGACCGACUCCCAGCCACCAUCACAACUAAGGGCAACAAGUUGGUGAUGCGUUUCCAUACUGACUUCUUCUUGGAGGCUAAAGGUUUCAGAGCCUACUGGACUA
This is a messenger RNA of Salvelinus fontinalis (brook trout), 1495 nucleotides long. RefSeq names its product bone morphogenetic protein 1-like. The annotation marks the transcript as partial. The record is from RefSeq and is a predicted model, not a curated record. Lineage: Eukaryota; Metazoa; Chordata; Actinopteri; Salmoniformes; Salmonidae. The transcript is spliced from 10 exons.